Messenger RNA from Saccharomyces mikatae IFO 1815, 1368 nucleotides. RefSeq names its product Cdc40p (gene CDC40). Gene Ontology annotation, molecular function: mRNA binding; protein binding. The coding region runs from base 1 to 1368 and encodes 455 amino acids. Gene Ontology annotation, biological process: mRNA splicing, via spliceosome. NCBI's taxonomy places the organism in Eukaryota, Fungi, Ascomycota, Saccharomycetes, Saccharomycetales, Saccharomycetaceae. The transcript has a single exon. The record is from RefSeq and is a predicted model, not a curated record. Gene Ontology annotation, cellular component: catalytic step 2 spliceosome.
AUGGGUUUAGUGAAAGGCUAUGACACCAGUUCAGAUUCUGAUUCAGACUUUGUUAUAAGCAAAUCCAUUCCUGAAAAAAAAAACUAUGAUCUGCACAAAGAUGCUGCCUGCGAACCGUCACAGCAGAAAAUUUUGAAAAGAAAGUCAUGUUUUACUAAAUCAGAAUUAAAACGAAGACGGAAGACUCGUAAAGGAGAUGGGCCGUGGGGUAGUUGGUCAGAAAGUGACGAUGAAACUUCAGAAGCCAACGAAAUUCAGAUAGAACAACAGGAUAUCCUCACGGACACCUUUGUUGAGGACAAGCAGGAUUUGGAGGUGGAAGAGACAGUAGAGGUUUCUAAUUUUUAUGGCGAAUCGGAAAAGGAUUAUCAAGGUCGAGGAUAUUUGCACACACCGAAUGAUGUCGAUGUUGAUCUCAAUGAGGAAAGAAUAUCUCUCCGAUGUUACUUACCAAAAAAAGUAAUACGUAAUUACCCAGGACAUUUAGGUGGGACAACCGCCUUAAAAUUCCUACCUAAGACUGGUCAUUUGAUGCUUUCUGGUGGAAAUGAUCAUGUUAUAAAAAUUUGGGAUUUUUAUCAUGACCACAAAUGCCUAAGAGAUUUUCAAGGCCAUACAAGACCUAUCAAGGCAUUACGGUUCACUGAUGACUGUCGAUCUUUCCUCAGUUCUUCUUUUGAUAGAUGCGUUAAAAACUGGGAUACCGAAACCGGUAAAGUGAAAACCAAGUUGCGUCUUAAAUCAACACCAGCAGAUGUAGAAUCUCGACCUACUAACCCCCAUGAAUUCAUCGUUGGUUUGACAAAUUCUGAGAUAUUACACUAUGAUGAUCGUGUUUCGGAAAAACAAGGUCUCGUACAGACUUAUGAUCACCACCUAAGUAGUAUCCUAGCCCUAAAGUAUUUUCCUGACGGGUCGAAGUUUAUUUCUUCCUCAGAGGACAAGACCGUAAGAAUUUGGGAAAACCAGAUCAAUGUGCCAAUAAAGCAAAUAAGUGAUACGGCUCAGCAUUCUAUGCCAUUUUUGAAUAUACAUCCGUCUUAUAACUAUUUUUGUGCCCAAAGCAUGGAUAAUAGAAUAUAUUCAUUCAGUUUGAAACCCAAAUAUAAGAGGCAUCCAAAAAAAGUAUUUAAAGGGCAUUCCUCAGCCGGUUACGGAAUAAGCCUAUCGUUCUCUGGUGACGGUCGUUACAUAUGUUCAGGCGAUUCGAAAAGCAGGCUAUUUACAUGGGACUGGAACACAUCGCGCUUAUUAAGUAGUAUCAAGAUUCCAGGUAGUAAGCCUAUAACUCAAGUUGACUGGCAUCCUCAAGAAACAAGUAAAGUUAUUUGCAGCGGAACUGCAGGUAAGAUAUAUGUAUGUGAUUAA